Messenger RNA from Microplitis mediator, 2071 nucleotides. Its product is annotated as segmentation polarity homeobox protein engrailed-like. The transcript has 2 exons. Gene Ontology annotation, biological process: multicellular organism development; neuron differentiation; regulation of transcription by RNA polymerase II. Bases 508 to 1497 code for a protein of 329 amino acids. Lineage: Eukaryota; Metazoa; Arthropoda; Insecta; Hymenoptera; Braconidae. Gene Ontology annotation, cellular component: nucleus. Gene Ontology annotation, molecular function: RNA polymerase II cis-regulatory region sequence-specific DNA binding; DNA-binding transcription factor activity, RNA polymerase II-specific. The record is from RefSeq and is a predicted model, not a curated record.
CGGUGUUAAUAGAGAUACAAUCAAGGGUGUCUAGUGUAGUGCCAGUGCUGCAGUGUAGGAGGAGUGAGUAAGAGAAGAGAAGACAGCAAAGGUACACACUGGAUAAGAGUAACAAGUUAGAGGUGGAGAGCGAGGCCAAGGAGAAAGGGACGGUGUAAGUAGGGACUUGAGGCCCGUAGUUUAGACAUCACCAUCCGACGGAUGGACAGCCAGUCUGACCUGUCAGGGCACUCAAUCCACUACGGAAUAACGUCUACAAGCUAAUCGGGCAAUAUUUUGUCCCUCAAAUCACUAGACAGACGCUAGACACUCUAACUAAUUUUUCCAUGUGUUCAACACAUUAUCAGUGAUUUAAAUUACCGUGUGUGUUGUUAAGUGCAAGUGGUUAAAUGAUUUUAAGACUAAAUUACUCUCUGUAGAUUUUAAAUUAAAUCCUGUUUUUAAAUUCAGACUUUUGUUAAAUUUGAACUUGUGGUAUUUUGAUAAAAUUUUUUUUUUAAUUUUAAAAUGAGCGUUGUAUUAACGACAAUGGAAAGUGCGUACAGCCUGAGGCUGGGUUUGAGUCAUCAUCACUCUCACCUCCAUCAUAAUCAUCUUCACAGCCAUAGCCAUCAGCUGCGAUCUCCAUCGCCCGCGGCCGUGGGUCAUCAACCGAUUCCAGAUAAUGAACCACCUUUAAGAUUUAGCAUCGUUAAUAUUCUGAGACCUGAAUUCGGACGCAGCGCAAUUUUGAACACCAAGUCCUGCAGCUCGAAGAAGACGUCGGGUUCGGGGCCAAAGGACUUGUCGCAUUCGACGGCGAAAAUAUUGUCGCCGAGUUCCUCAUUGUCUUCGAUGACAUUGUCUGGGUCAAGUUACGCUCAUCGUCCUGACAGAGGAGAGUACUUUGCGGAUUCCGUGUCACCGCUGCAGAGGCAUUCAGGUCUAAGUAGAAGCACAAGUCUUGAGAGUCUCGCCAGCAACCGCAGCUCCUUAACGGGUUCACUUACGGGAACACCCUCGUUGUCAUCAGCAGCUUCGACUGUAGGAAACGAGUCUGUCAGUGGGGACAGCAUCCCCAGUAGUAGCAGUAGCAGUAGCACGACCACCAAUGGCGCUAAUCCUCAAAGUGUAUGGCCCGCAUGGGUCUAUUGUACCCGAUACUCCGACAGACCCUCUUCCGGACCCAGAACUCGACGAGUAAAGCGGCCUGUUGUCGAAAAGCCAUCGGCUGACGACAAGAGACCCAGGACGGCCUUCAGCGCUGAACAAUUGGCCAGAUUGAAGACUGAGUUCACCGAAAAUCGGUACCUCACCGAAAGACGUCGCCAGCAACUGUCCCGAGAGCUGGGUCUCAAUGAAGCUCAGAUCAAGAUCUGGUUCCAAAACAAACGCGCCAAGAUAAAAAAAUCCACUGGACAGAAAAAUCCUCUCGCGCUUCAAUUGAUGGCCCAGGGACUCUACAAUCAUUCCACGGUACCCGUUGAUGAAGACGGCGAAGAAAUUAUGCCCAAUUAAUUAACCAAUUAGUCCCAUUCCAAAGUUUGCAGACUAGAAAAUUUUCAGAUUUUUUUUUUUCAACGAAUCAAUGACAAAAAAAAAAAAAAAAAAAAAAUGCACAUGUAGAAAAUUAAAAAAUCUAUAUGUGCAAUUUUUUUAAAUAUUUUUUUUUUUAUAAGUUAUCGUUUUAAAAAAAAUUUUAAAAUUACUAGAUGUCGUAACUUUAGAAUCGUCUAAUUAGUUGAUGAUAUUUCCCAGUGAAAAAUGUAAUUAGGAAAAUAUUUAAGGUGCUUAGAGCUUUUUUCGUGCCAAAUGUCUUUAUUAUCAAGACUGCUACGUCAUUAAAAUAUUUUUUUUGUAAAAUUACUUUUUUUUGAAAAAAAAAUUAUCAAUUUUUCUAGUUGAUUUUAAUAUUAAAUUAUGCAAUUAGUAAUUACGUUAUUUAUUACUUGUAAAUAAUUACACCCACAUAUUAUCAAAUAUUAUUAUAUAUGUGAUUAAUAAAAUUAUAAAUCGAUUUAUUGUUACGUUGUAAAUAAAAAUUACGUACUUAUUAAAAUAUAAAAAUAUAUAUAUGCUUUAACUAUGAUCU